CAUUCUACUACUUCUAUUUACUGAAAGACAACAAAUUCUAUCGUAAAAUGUUUCCAUUAGUCAACCGCGAAAGUCCAGAUUCAUUCCCAGACCCCCACCACCCUCCUCGUAUUCAAAUCAACCACCAUAGGGUAGCCGAAGACGCGGACCUAGCGAGUUGUAAACUAGCCAAGGAGACCUUUCAAUUUGCUGUCCCUCGAUCAAACACAUCCUGGAAGUCUCUUCGACAUUUCUCCGCUUCUGAUGUCUCCUCAGAGGAAUCGUCUGGGCGGAGCUCCAUCGUGGAGCGCGAGGAACCCCCGGCGGCCGAGUUCUUCGAACCAGCUGCUCAACAUCAAUAUUAUCGCCGCCCUACCCGUCUGGGUGAUAUCGAAGUAAUUGAAGAGGUUUCAGAGGAGCCUAGCUUGCAGUCUGAUUCAGGACGUGAAUACGCUUCAGGUUCACUUCCGAGUUCUACGCACCCACCUUCAAUCCCUUUCGCGCAUCCAACUCCUUUGCUCCGUCAUCCAACUAACGGUCGAAUGGAGCAGCCUGAUUCAUCUUCGUCUCAAUCCGAUUCCUGUGAAACUUCUAAUUCGAUUCGCCCUCCGCCUUCCUCCUCCGCUCAAUCACAGCGCCAAACGUCUCAACCCACACCGGAUCCGCAAGACCACGAACAGCGGAUAUUCCAUUUCACAUAUGAUACCUUCGCUCGAAAACACCUCAGUCGACUUGUCGAAGAGAUCGACGGAUUUUCUUCAGGCUCCCUACUACAUGACGGCUCACCUAAAAUUCACGCUUUGAUAGGAUCUCCAGGAGAGGUUCCAUCCUCUAAUGUCAGCCGAUCUAGUCGUGGUCUGGCUCAUUCCACACCCCCUACUACCAGUCUUUAUGCCGGUCGGACUCCUUUUCGCCCGUUGCAACUACCAACGUACAGCCAACGCGUCAGAGAAGAGGCGGCCUGGCACGCCAGCUUUCUCGAACCCAACGCUUACGCAGCUGAAAGCCUUUGCGGACCUGGUCACCACUUCCUCGACGCAGACAAUGAUGAUGAGAAGAGCACAUCCUUUGAUCGCCAGGCUCAAUUUGCUGCCACUGCUCCUGCCAGAAGCAGUAAGCGUAUCAGGCUUCUGUCUUCUCUUCCUUCUUCAACACACCUUCAUGUUGCGCCCUCUCUCAACACAAGCAGGUUGAAGGAUUCAGUGAUCAUCGCAAGCGAGCGAAAGACCAAACGUCAUCUCCCUACUGAUGUGCACAACCCAACUAUGGGGAUGCCUUCAGUGACUGAUGCCGAACAACAGCCUGCAACUCGUGAUCGAUUGGCCGAAGCACGCGCACUGAUGGAUCGCAUCCGUGCCAAGAAUAUAUUGCCACCACCUGUCACAACUACACAAAAGUCAGACCAUGUUGAUUCGAGUAGCUCUCUGGCUGAUGACAGUCAAUCUCACCACCAAUUUGAGACCCCUAUGAACUCUCGUCCUCGUAACCCCACGCCUCACGCAGCGUCAUCGAUACCACGUCAAUGGAUAUCAUCUCCGGAAAGUCAGGAAGAUUGGGCGGGCGACAUUGAAGAGAAUGAGACUCAAUCUUGUGAGCAAGCUGGUGAAGGAAUCGAAGACUUGGUGGGAAAGUCUCAAGAUGAUCAAGUGUCUGAUUCGAUUGUCGAACAUGACGAUGAAAGGCUCAUUGCCGAAGAAGACGAGGAUUUUGCAUGGACUAUCGUGAGUGACACCUCUGCCAAAGGUAUGAAAGAUCCUGCCCAAAUUCACCCAAAGCAAGUUGAAGAGCGAGAUGAAGCGGAUUCGAUACACGAUGAAUGUUCUAGUACCCGUAUCCGAUCCUGCGGCAGUUCUACAUCCGAAUCUUUUGUCCAGCAGAGUCCAUCACUCGAUGCCGUACACGAACGACUCGCAUCUACUGCUGCAGCUUCAUUACGCCAAGCUCUUCUCGACUCAGCACAUCCUGCUAGUCGACCAUCGGCAGGAGUACAUCAGUCUAGGCGAAGUCCCCUUGGUUCUGGCAGAUCGGUGGCUUCCUUUGCUGCCCCUGGUAGUGCUACUCGCCGGCAUUUUGCAACGCAGCCUAUCCCGUGUCAUGAACUCGUCACUGAUGCGAAGGUUGGGAUGAAUAUUGGAAAAUCAGCGCAUAUGUUGUCAUCUUUACGAGCUCGGCCGGUAGGAUCAUUCGACCGCCAUACUUCUGGUACCGGUUCCACCUACACACUAUCAAGUACAACCACCAACACUAAUCAGGCUCACAAACCGAUACUCAUGACUAUCGGUCCAGCAGAUGUUGAAGACCUUUUGCAGCAAGAGCGAGUAGGUGGAAUGAUAUUUGAUGCAACUCAAAAGAGAUGGCGGCGGUGUGGUGUUGAAAAACAGCCGGUGGAAGGAAAAAGGAGCGAAGAUGUUGGCAGUGAAGCAGAAGAAGAAGAAGAAGAUGUGUUUAAAGAUAUCGAGAGUCUCAAUAGCCGUGGGCUGACGGAUGAUCAGGUGUCUCGUCGGCAAGAGGAAGAUGAAGCUGAUGGCCGAUGCAAAGAGGACAAUCAUCAACGUGAGCCGACAACGACAGAUGGAGGUAUGUUUGACGCCGCAGUGCAACAUAAUGAGCCUAGGACGGCAUGCUCAAACUUCAAGGUCGCUCAACACUUACCUUUUGUCGAUAAUCACUCCACACCGGCUACGACCACCCGACCCAAGUCUGCAUUGAAGUCUCGACUCGGCGCAACUCGAGCGCCUUCUCCCAUACCAAAUGAAGAGGUGGUGAUCGAACAUAGUACUAGACCUAACCGAUCUGUCAGUUUUCAGGACGGGAGAAAGAACGGUAAAAUUAUCGGAUUGGUUGAUCAACCUCGUUUGGUUCAUGAUCCUGACGGCACAACAGAUCAAGACGCUUUCAAGUCGAUUGCGACCACAGCUGAUGAGAUUUCAACACGUACACGUCGUAUUGGGGCCGCGCUUGAUGAACUUAUUGGAGUAGGUGGAAUGAAGCCGGGGGAUACAUCAAUGAUCUCGCUUGGCUCGACCACUAAGAAAGUCAGACCAAAGAAUGGUCAAAGAAAAGUUUCAUCAGGUUCAUCGGGUGGUGGUGGCCAAGCGGAACGAACAUUCUUGACCGAUUGUUCCUUUGGAAUGUCACGGGAAAAAUUAUUGAAGCUGAUCACCGAUAUUGAACCCUAUGAACCUAUGUGGGACCAAUUGAAAGUAGUAGAUCUGUCCGGCAAAAGAAUCGAGUCCGUGGUCAAAUUGGAUGAGUUCUUGCCUAAGCUAGAUCAAGUAGAUCUGUUGAGUCUUCUCGUCUAUUCUCAUGUUAGAUCGUCUGAGCAUUCGAAUCAGCUCGGUUUCUUGACUGGUCUUCCGGGCACAAUCAGAAUGCUAUUGGUGAACGAGAAUCGAUUGACCGAUUUGGUUUCCUUUGGACAUCUUUUGAAUCUUGAAAGAUUAGACUUGAGCAAGAAUGGGUUGACUAGUCUUGAACAAAUAUCUGGAUUGAAGCAUUUACGUGAAUUGAAGGUUGAUGAUAAUGAGAUUGUGAGUUUGGAAGGAUUGGCAGCUUUGGACGGACUUACAAAGCUGAGUGUAAAAGGUAACAAAUUGAAAAACGUUCAUCUUGAAGGAUUUGCAUGGCCUCGAUUGGAAGUUUUGAAUUUGAGUCGGAACCAGAUUCGAGAGAUAAGUGGCUUGGAAGGGUUGCACUCGAUGUAUUCUUUAAAUCUUGAUCAUAAUGAUUUAUAUACAUUAUCUGCACCACAACAAUCAAUGUUGGGUCUGAGAGUGUUGAGGAUAUCAGAUAACCACAUUGAGAGUGUUGAUAUCUCAGCAUUUACGAACCUGAGAACGAUUUAUGUGGAUCAUAAUGAUUUGAUUGAGAUAAAAGGCGCGGAACGAUUAAGGAAAUUGGAAAAUUUGAGUGCUCGUGAUCAACAUGGCGGAGAACUUUCUUUGCCGAUGAAACAGUUCAGAGACGUAAAACGGCUUUACCUAGGUGGAAAUCCGAUCCCAAGUGCUUUUCCAUCUCAACGAUUCUAUAACCUAGUCUACCUCGAAUUGGCAAUGUGUCAAUGCAAGACCUUACCGAGCGAUCUAGCCAAGGUGAUGCCGAAUGUACGAAGUGUGAACUUGAACUAUAAUUUCUUAACCGACUUGGACGCUUUAGUGGGAUUAACUAGACUUCAAAAACUUACAGUCGUAGGAUCCAGAUUAAAAGAGUUUGGCAGAAGAUUAAUCAAAGUCUUGGAAAGUUUACCUGAACUUGAAUUAUUGGAUUUAAGGACGAAUCCAUUCUGUUCAUCAUUCUAUGCACCACUUUUAGCCGAAUUAGGAACCAAUAAAUCACCACAUCUGAAUCAAUAUGAGAUUAUUGCUAGUAGUGCCAAUAGUAGUACACCAUGUAUGCCUAAAUCACAACAAUGGAAUUCGAUGGAUGAAAGAUUUCGAAAAGCAUUACCUAAUGAAUAUUAUUUAAAAAGAACUACCUAUAGAGCCUUGGUGAUUGGAACAAAUUUAAAAUUAAAAGUUUUAGAUGGAUUAUAUAUUGAUGAACCUGAAAGAAAGAAGAUGGGUAAGUUUUUAAGAGGAUUAGGUAGAAAGAUAGAAUCCAGUAAUCAUAACCAUCCAAAGAAAGUGGAAAAUAAUGAAAGUCAAAUUCAAGGAAUUGAAAAAGUAGAGGAAAAAAGUUGUGUGGGGUUUAGUUCUUUGAUUGCUUCUGCUAAUGCUCGAGAUUGAGGGAUAGUUUGGAAUGAUGUCGUCUUUUAAAGUUUCAAUAGAUUGAUAUAUAAUAGUUCUAAGGACUGGUUUCUGGGAACAAAGUUGAUGUUCUCUCUUGAUUUCAAAUUCCGAUGUAUAAUGUUUUCUUGAUAUUUCUUAUUUCACUUUGGUCUUUCUUUAGUCUUUCUUGUCAUUAUGAUUCAUCAAACUUUUUUUUGUUAGGUAUUGUAAUGAUCUAAGAUUUCUCAUUUAAACUAAAAUUAGGAUUUGUAAGGGGUUUUUUUGUUUGCUUGUAAUCCAUUUCACACAUUCAUUUUUCUUACUAGGUAUAUAAUAUAGAAGGAAAAAGAAAGAGACUUCUAAACUCACAAUCUUUCGUUAUGUUUUUCUUUUUUUUGCUUCAAAGAUCAAUUGUCCUUCUUUUUGGGUGUUUUAUCUCUUCUUGGUUCGUUUCUUAUCUUCGUGUCUGUUCUUUCUUUGUAUGGGGCUUCUUGCAAAACUAAAUGUGUAAUACCCAAAAAAAAAUCAAUUAAACCUUAAAAUGAAUUUAAUAAGUACUUCUUUUGAUUGUAUCUCUUCAACCAAUGUUUUUCUUUUCUUGUGUGUGUUUUGUUGGGAAAUGAAGAAUUAGGAAUCGUUUGAUUUGAUUUUUGAG
Messenger RNA from Melampsora larici-populina 98AG31, 5340 nucleotides. RefSeq lists its product as uncharacterized. The transcript is spliced from 6 exons. The coding region runs from base 48 to 4703 and encodes 1551 amino acids. Gene Ontology annotation, molecular function: protein binding. Lineage: Eukaryota; Fungi; Basidiomycota; Pucciniomycetes; Pucciniales; Melampsoraceae. The record is from RefSeq and is a predicted model, not a curated record.